This is a messenger RNA of Nymphaea colorata (pocket water lily), 1363 nucleotides long. RefSeq names its product probable 2-oxoglutarate-dependent dioxygenase At3g50210. Gene Ontology annotation, molecular function: dioxygenase activity. The transcript has 12 exons. The coding region runs from base 212 to 1189 and encodes 325 amino acids. The record is from RefSeq and is a predicted model, not a curated record. NCBI's taxonomy places the organism in Eukaryota, Viridiplantae, Streptophyta, Magnoliopsida, Nymphaeales, Nymphaeaceae.
AGCGCACGUAAUCUUUAAGUUUGGUGUAAGCGCCGCACGUAAUUUACAAUGUAAUUUUGAAACGUUACAGUAAGAUUUAUGACGACACUGCCGACACCAGGGCUACUGCGCGCCAUGCCGACCUUAUUUAUGCCCUCAAGCAGCGUAGCUCCAGCCCUGUAGGAGAACGAAAUCAUCGACUGCGAUUACUGCAUCUCUUCGACCUCUCGCCAUGGCUACAUCCAUCCCCAUAAUCGAUGUAGGGCCUCUACUCGAGAAAUGUGAAGAUCCGAGAAUGGGGGAAGACGCCGGCGUGUUAGAGGUUGUCAGGCAGUUAGACAAGGCCGGAAGAGGAGAUGGAAUCUUUUAUGUGAAAGGUCAUGGCAUUCCGGAGUCCAUGUGCAAACGAGCUAGGGAUGUUGCGCGGAGCUUCUUCGGUCUUCCUGAUGAAGAAAAGCUCAAGAUCAAACUGUCUCCAUCGACUGGAUUCAGAGGAUAUCACACAAUGAGAGAAACAUUGGCUGGCGGCAGACCUGAUAAGCAUGAAUUUAUUGAUUUUCACAAGGUUGUGGAACCCGGCACUUAUGGAGCCGUCGCUGCGGCCUUGGAAGCACCAAACCUGUGGCCCGAGAAUCCUCCAGAUUUGAGACCAUUAAUCGAGGAGUAUAUACGUGCGGUAAAAGAACUUUCAAAAAACAUUCUUCGAGGGAUAGCUUUGGCAUUGGGUGGUUCACCAUACACCUUUGAAGGUGAAAGAGCUGGAGACCCUUCCUGGGCAAUGCAGUUAAUUCGUUAUCCCGGCUCCACUGAGAAAAUGGUGGAAGAUGGCGUUGGAGGUGAACCACACUCUGACUAUGGUCUAUUGACUGUGGUAAAUCAAGACGAUGAAAUCCCUGCAUUCCAGGCAAUGAACAGAUGUGGUGAAUGGAUGUGGGCCUUGCCUGUCCCUGGAACUUUUCUCUGCAACAUAGGGGAUAUGUUAAAGGCCUAUUCAAAUGGCAUAUAUGAGAGCGUAAUUCAUAAAGUGGGCAAUCACAGCCCUAAUGAUCGGGUUUCGAUACCAUUCUUUUAUGAGACGAACGUUGACGCUGUUGUGGAACCUUUGGAUUUCUGCAAGGAAAAGACUGGAGGGGUUGCAAAGUUUGAGCCAACGAUGCAUGGGGAGUAUCUAGUCCGCAAGAUGCACGAGACCUAUGGAAUGAAGCAUUGAACUUGGUGUAACAAGUGCUUAUUCGCCUUUCUAAUAAGCAGAAGCAAUGAUGGUGCUCCAUCAUCAGCUUUUCCAGAGAUGCAUGUGGUUGUGUCGGUGUGGUAGAUGUGUUGCACUUUUGUAAUCCCUAUCGUAUCUUUCCCAACAGGACGUAGUAGAACUCGUUUCUGUCUA